This is a messenger RNA of Oryzias melastigma (Indian medaka), 4142 nucleotides long. RefSeq names its product interleukin-17 receptor A. NCBI's taxonomy places the organism in Eukaryota, Metazoa, Chordata, Actinopteri, Beloniformes, Adrianichthyidae. The record is from RefSeq and is a predicted model, not a curated record. The coding region runs from base 1318 to 2946 and encodes 542 amino acids. Gene Ontology annotation, molecular function: interleukin-17 receptor activity. The transcript is spliced from 12 exons.
AGGUCCUACAAUUUAAAAGAGGAUGCAUUUAUAGUAGUCUUUAAAUGACAAAUGAGUGAUCCGACUUGCCUUUUCAGUACCUGAAGCUGCUGGACUGACAGGCCUGAGAGCUUCAGUGGAGGAUAGGAUUCACUCACAACUCUUUGUUUCUCAAGUUUUUUCUCUUCAAUUUCAGCCACCAGCAUAGAAGCUGCUUUCUUUAGCAACUUAGACUGAAACAAAGUAAAGGUUUACUAAAAAAAUGUGCCAAAACAGGCUUGUAGAAAACAUAAAUAUGUUAGAAAAUGCAAAAUAAUUUACCUUUAGGAGCAGUCGGCGUGUUGCUGAGUAUUUUGGCUUUCUCUAUAAAAAAAAAAAAAAGUUCCAUUUAUGGAUAAUAGCAAUUAUAAUUGUAUAUUUCUCCUGACUUUAAAAAAGUAUAACAUUUUGUGUCAUUUUCACUCACCGGUCUUCAUCAUGCGAAAAUAUGUGAAAGAAAUUCAAAAGAUUUAUGUUUAUUCCUGUUUAUGUAGCUUAAUUAUUAGAAACCUAGCAUGAAAAAAGUUUGUUCAAAUCUCUUAAAGCUACUUUAAAUACAAUUGAUCAUGAGACAGAUUAUUUUUGAGUUCUUUAUUCUCUCAGUGUGAAAAGGUCAUAAAAUCACCACUCACCCCUCAGACAUGACAGCAGCUUAUGGCUCCUUAGGAGAAGAGAUAAAAUAUUAUUGGUUGAUACUAAGUACUCAAUUAUUGCACAUUUUCAAAUAAUCUCUAACUAUUUUUCUAAAACUCUUGUGUUUUUUAAUGUUAAGAGUUAUUUAUCACAAUGUGCUUAAUUUACUUACAAAGCAGAUAUAAACACACCAUACUCUUAUAUGAGAUUUUCUAGGAUAUUAAUAAUUCAGUUUUUUCAAAGCCUCACUGUUCAUGUCAGUAUUUUUUAUUUCAAUGAAAUAAUUCCUUUCAAGCGUCCACUGGGGCUUUCGAAUGCUUUCUGUUCUUUUCCAGGACUGAGUUCUUGCUCCGUCGCUGAAAGGCCUGGAGUGCAGCUCGCUGCCCUGCUAUAUUGGACUGCAUUGCCCCCAUUCUUCUGAGUGUGCCAAGCACGACAGUGGCCUUGAUAAUUUUGUUGCUUUUAUGCUUUUGUGUGGCUGCUGAAGCUUCUCUGAAGAUACUGGACUGCAGCAAUAAGGGUCUUUACAACUGCACCACUAGAGCUAAUUAUGGCUGUUUGGAUACAAAUUAUACUGUUCCCAGAAAUUGUUCCCCAAAUGGCCCAUUGGUGACUACAAAGUUCAGAGAACAUUUGAGUUUUCUUGUUGUGACCGUUGGUUGGACCAUGCAACCAGAUGCCUCCACUUCUUUCAUUACUGGAACAAGGAUAAGGAUUGUGGAUGAAAUGACGACUGAAAGUGUGUGUGUGCAGUAUGCUUACACAUUUCAAACAAUACUGGGGUCAGAUAAUAUGAAGUGGAGCUUUUCCAUGAAUGCUGUGGCAGAGCCUAACCAUGUCUACACCAUGACGGUUUUCAAUCUGCCAGAACCUGAGUAUGGAAACAACAGGAUCAAAAAGCAAAUCAGCAUUCCAGGGUGUGACAGCGAAACCAUCAAAAAGUUCCAGGUCUGUCAGGAAAAUGGCAGCCUGUGGGAUCCCAGAAUGUCUGCUGUAUUUACCAGUGGGAAGCCAAAGGACUCUGUUGUUGUGACUUUUGAAUCUGCACCGUAUGCUGACAGAUACCAAGUUUCCAUCCAGAUCAGUGGUUUUAGAUACUUAAAGAAUGCCUCAAAGGAAAACAGAACAUCACUGAAUGUGAGACUUGAAGUUGAUUCUUUCUGGUUUUCAGAGUGUGAAGCCUUAGUAAUGAUCCAGCCAUUUUUUCCGCGCUGCAAAAAUCAUUGUAAGACAGCAGAGAAAAGCUUUGAUCGCUGCAAAGACAUAACUCCAUUAAUCAUUUACUUGGGUUUGGGGCUGCUUCUUGUGGUUUCUGCUUGCCUCACGUACUUACUGUUGAAGUCUCAUCAUCAAGAUCGUUCAAACACAUCCACAUCUGCUGCAGAAGAGCCACCACAACUCGUCUUUCCAGUUCAAGAGAGGAAACGUGUCCUCAUCAUCUACUCCCUUGACCAUCCUUUGUACAAAAACAUUGUUCUCAAGUUUUGUGCUUUCCUCAUGACCAAAUGUGGUACAGAAGUAGUUCUGGACCUGCUGGAUUCAACCAGACUGUCAGUGCUGGGAAGAAUUCAGUGGUUGGACAGCCACAAAGAGCAAUUUGAGAACUCCUCGGAUAAGAUACUCAUUCUUUGCUCACAGGGAGUACAAGCCAAAUGGAGAGCCAUGUGUGGUGGCAAGCAGGUAUUUCUGAAAGAGGACGCCUGCUCACUCACAGGUGACAUGCUCACUCCAUUCUUUGCCCUCAUGCUCCCCCACUUUAUCCAGUCCAUGUCAUUUAAAAAGUACAUCAUAGCUUACUUUGAUGAUGUUUGUUCUGAGGAAGACGUUCCGUCUCCUUUCAACGUGACGGUACGCUACAAGCUGAUGAAAGACUUUGAGGACGUUUUUUUCAGAAUCUUGGACACAGAAAAACAUGAACCAGGACGGAUAAAGCAAAUCGAUGGACUAUCAGAGGACAAAUAUCAUGAGUGUCCCUCAGGCAGAGCCCUGCGGGACGCCAUAGAAGCAUUUCGGGCUUGUCAGAUGGAGCAGCCACAGUGGUUUGAGGAGGAGUUACUCCAAAGCUCAGAGCUGGAGGAUGAGAUGGGAUCAGAUAGUAUGUAUAACUACUCAAGAACAACAACUAACCACCUGGUGUGCUCCAUGUUUGACCCGGUUCAAGCUGUGAAUCAUGUAGAGGCUGAAAAUUAUUUCUCUGUACAUGAAAUUGAUCUUCAGAUGGAUAAAAAGCCUCAAAUGUGCUCUACAUUAGAGUUCAAUUCUAACAUCGUUGGGCACAAUCGUCUGCUAUUAUAAAAUACAACUAGACUCUGGAAGCCUUUUAUUUUGGAGGGUAAAAAUUCCCAUAAUCUCUCCUUAGCAUAUCUAAAAUAUAUCACAAAAAGUGUUCAAAUAAAUAAACGGUGGCAUAAACACACACUUGUGCGUGUGACAAUUCCAGAGACGUUUAGAAUACAGAGAUCAGCAUAUGAUUACUGUGGACUGUGUAAUCAGUGUUUGAGUCAAAGUCCAGGGUUCCCGGCAAAGACUUUCAUGUUGCGCCGGUGAAGGUAAGCACUUUCUGCUUUGUGGAGAAGCCUUUUUCUUACAUACCUUCCUGUCAAAAUGUAAUGUGCUCCAGAUCUUUUAUUCUGAUGGCACAGAAAGGUAUCUUAUUUUUACAUUUUUGUCUGUUUUUCACAACAUGUGUUUAUUGUUUGUUUCAAUUCACACAAUGUCUCGUGUAGUUAAGUUUCAUUUCAUAGAUAAGCCUUGUUCAGUUUUAUAUUGCCCUUUAAAUAAACUAAUUCUAGUAAUUUGGAAACUAGAUUCUUUAUUUAAAUGCAAGUACAUUAUAUAUGUAUAUUAACCAAGGUCCUGAGUAAAUGAAUGCAGUAAAGUAGAGGAGGUACAAGAGAGAGACCCUGGAUUUUUGGGUCCAAUUUGUGAGGGAGGCCUCAAAAAAGGAGAGAACGGUGGGAAUUUUUGCCAGCUAACUGGAGCAGUGAUAAUCCUCACAAUGGCUGAGUGAGAGUUGUGCUUUGCAGUUGGAACAGGGUGUAGAGAGCCACAUCUUUAAACCACCGGAACUAAUUAAUUGGGGAGUAUGUUGGGCUUUCACGGGAAAAUUUAAAAUCCUUGGAUUUUCUUGCAAUUGCAAAAAAAAAACGUGUUUUUUAAAAAACUGACAGUAGCUGCCAGGUCCAAUUUUUUUUUUUUUUAAAAGCUUUUGCUCUUUGGCGGACAAACGGUUAUGAAAUGAAGACGUUCCGCUCUUCUUUUGAGGCUGUUGUUAUGGGUCUGUGUGUGCAAGAACGGACAGAGUGAACGCUCCUCUCAGUAAUAGCACAUCUUUGUGGCAAACCAACUAAAGCAGCAGGAUCGAUCAGGGCUGCAACAAAAAAAGACCCUGGACCUGUGAGAGGAAGAGGUGAAGGUGUCUCAAGUUGUUUCACAGUUGUUAUCCACCAUGAGAGAAAACGUUAAUAUCUAUUUAUCUUGAGUGUGUUAAA